Molecule: messenger RNA, 2033 nt
Organism: Paraphaeosphaeria sporulosa
Lineage: Eukaryota; Fungi; Ascomycota; Dothideomycetes; Pleosporales; Didymosphaeriaceae
Product: FAD dependent oxidoreductase
Exons: 3
Coding region: 385-1806 (473 amino acids)
Cellular component (GO): cytoplasm
Molecular function (GO): oxidoreductase activity
Source: RefSeq, a predicted model, not a curated record
UUGAAUCCCUCCGAAUGCCGACCCAUAUUGCGUGGACUGCAACGUGUGCCCGUCAACUUCGCUGUUCGAACGCGCGUCGUCUACCAUCAUCAUUCAAAGAGUGAAGUCAUGGCGCCUACAUCAAUCCUUUCACCUUUGCGAGCUCCGAACCGAUUGCACAGUAGCAUUGGGUAGACGGCGCGUACAGGGCGCGUGUCCUGAAAUGGCAAUGCCGAGGGUCGGAAUCAUCUUUACUCCGAGAUGCCUAUCACAGUACUCCAUCGCAGAAUGCUGCCAACAAUUGUAUGAUAUACUUACAUCCUCGAAGUCCACAUGCAGAGAAUACCGGGCUACACGUCAUAAAAAAGAGGGGCACAAUCCAUCACCCCACUACAGCUGUCCACCAUGAGACACACGCGCGCAACGCUUCCGACGCCCAUAUCCACCAAUUCUUUCUGGCACAGCGAGCCAAAUGAAUUUCUCAUCGGCCAUCGUACCACGGAAGACCUCCCAGCUGAGGCUGACAUAGUCAUUGUCGGGAGUGGUAUAACAGGCACGUCUGCGGCAAGAUUUCUAGCUGAAGAUGAGCGGGCAAAUGGCAAGAAGAUUGUCAUGCUAGAGGCGCGGGAAGCAUGCUGGGGCGCUACAGGCAGGAACGGUGGCCAUUGCCAACCCCUACUCUGGGAUCGUGGCGCCGACGUCGCCUACUUCGAGCUCAAGAACGUCCACACCGUCCGUUCUUACAUCGAAAAGCACAACGUGCCCUGCGAAUGGCGAACUGUGUCCGGCUGCCGCCAGUUCUGGACGCAGGAAGUGAUGGCCGAAGCCGAGAAAGAAAUCGCACACCUCAGGACGAUCGCCCCAGAAAUCGCCUCCCAGCUCAAGAUCAUUAAAGACAAAGAUGAACUGGCACGGCACCGCGUGAGCCCCGAUUGCAUCGGCGCAACUCUCACCCCGGGCGCGGGCAGCCUCUGGCCGUACAAGCUCGUCACCUUCAUCCUGGAGAAUCUUGUCAAAGAAGGCCGCCUGAACCUCCAAACCACCACCCCCGUCACGGAACUCUCCUCCGGCGCCAACUCCCACACGCUGCACACUCCCCGCGGCACCAUCACCGCCCCCACCGUGAUCCUCGCAACGAAUGGCUAUACCUCCGCCCUCCUCCCCACCUUCGCAGACCUCAUCGUCCCCGUCCGCGGUGAAAUGAGCGCUCUCUUCCCACCCGAGGGCUCCUCCAUCCUGCCAGACUCCUACGGCAUGGUCGCUGCCCUGGGCCAGCCCGCGAACGCAGACGACUACCUCAUCCAGCGGCCGUACAGCGGGGUCCCGAAUCCCGCGGGCCACCUGAUGUUCGGCGGCGGCCGCGGAGCAGGCAAGUUGCCUACGAUCGGUGUGUCGGACGACACGGUCAUCGAUCCCGAUUCGGCAGCGUAUCUGCGGAGUGCGUUGCUGAAGGUGAUGCAGCUUGACGGGGCGACCGCAGGCGUGCAGGAGCUCAAGGCCGCGGCAGAGUGGACUGGUAUCAUGGGGUACUCGCGGGACGAUCAUCCGUGGGUGGGAAAGGUGCCGGGGCAGGAGGGGUUGUGGCUUUCCGGAGGAUACACGGGCCACGGGAUGCCGAAUGGAACGUUGUGCGGGAAGGCAAUUGUGGAUAUGGUGCUUGGGGAGGGUGCUGGGGGGGACCUUGCAGAGGUUCAGGCACGCCUGGUUGAGCAGGGGGAUAUUCCAAAGAGCUAUCUAAUCACGCCGGAGAGGUUUGUGAAGGCGAGGUUGUGGCCAACUGUGGAGCAGCAAGAUAGCGGGGGUGUACAUAUGAAUGGUGUGGUGUAGGAAAUACUGUCGUGAGCAGUAUCUGGAACUGAUGCCGGGUAUACACUGUCGGAUGGUGUACGGAAGGCACCUCUGGGUACAGCGAGGUGCGCGCUAAUCAUGUAUGCCACUCCGUUGCGUCUCAGCAAUCUACUACGCUUGAACCUCACUUGCUUAGUUCUCUGUACCUGGUCGACAAGCUUAAUCAACUCCCAAUUAUGUGUUGUGCAAGCUGACCCUGCCAACAA